Messenger RNA from Arxiozyma heterogenica, 894 nucleotides. It is a transcript of the gene CRD1, whose product is annotated as cardiolipin synthase. The transcript has a single exon. Gene Ontology annotation, molecular function: cardiolipin synthase (CMP-forming) activity. The record is from RefSeq and is a predicted model, not a curated record. Gene Ontology annotation, biological process: cardiolipin biosynthetic process. NCBI's taxonomy places the organism in Eukaryota, Fungi, Ascomycota, Saccharomycetes, Saccharomycetales, Saccharomycetaceae. Bases 1 to 894 code for a protein of 297 amino acids. Gene Ontology annotation, cellular component: membrane; mitochondrion.
AUGAUAACGAUAGCUUCUUCUUUGCAUAGUAGCAGCUCAUAUAUAUCCACUUUGAAACCAUUUUAUCCAAUAACAUCACCCUUAAAAAGAAUUAUUCACAAUAAUACUAUUUUAAGUACAAACGGAUUAAAUCAUAACAAACAAUCUCCUAAAUCUAGGCCAGUUAUAAAAGUAUCACAAAAAAAUACCCUAUUACUUAAGAAGAAUUCUUUUUUUACUUUACCUAAUAUAAUUACACUAACAAGAAUAGGUUGUACUCCGUUCAUCGGUCAAUACAUAUGGAUGGGUCAAUUAACCCCUGCAUUAACCUUGUUUGGUUACUGUUGUAUUACAGAUUUUCUUGAUGGUUACAUAGCUCGAAAGUUUAACAUGAAAUCUGUUGUUGGCACAAUUCUAGAUCCUAUAGCAGACAAGUUGUUAAUGAUUUUCACCACUCUUGCUUUAACUUUACCAUUAGGAUCACAAAUCAUUCCAUAUAGUAUUGCCACUUUAAUAUUGGGUAGAGAUAUAAUAUUAGGCUUCAGCGGUGGUAUAAUUAGAUUUACUUCAAUGAAGAAAGUUUAUGGUAGCGUAAAUUGGAAUUCAUAUUGGAAUCUUAUAAAAUAUCCAACAGUGGAGGUUAAACCAACAAGAAUAUCUAAAUGGAAUACAUUUUUUCAGAUGAUUUACUUGGGUUGCGGUGGUUUAUUAUUAAUAUUGAAUAAUACUAAGAAUGCUCAAAAGGAUGAAAAUGAAUCUGGAAAUACUUUGCUUAAAAGUAUACAUACACAAAAAGUACUGCUAGAAACUGGGUUUAGAUGGCUAGGUUAUAUUGUUGGUGUUACUACUGUGUUAAGUGGAGUUUCGUAUAUUUCAAGUAAGACAGCUGUUUCAACUUUGCCACUUUUAAAGUAA